Molecule: messenger RNA, 2653 nt
Organism: Elaeis guineensis (African oil palm)
Lineage: Eukaryota; Viridiplantae; Streptophyta; Magnoliopsida; Arecales; Arecaceae
Product: wall-associated receptor kinase 2-like
Biological process (GO): protein phosphorylation; cell surface receptor signaling pathway
Cellular component (GO): plasma membrane
Molecular function (GO): protein serine/threonine kinase activity; calcium ion binding; polysaccharide binding
Source: RefSeq, a predicted model, not a curated record
GCAUCCAUGCCAGUGAUGUUCUUGCUCCAGCUCCAGCUCCAGCUCCAGCUGCUGCUGGUAGGAACAGCUGCGGUGGCAUCAGCGAAUACUUCGUUACCAGGCUGCCCAGAGAAGUGCGGCAAUAUCACCAUCCCGUACCCCUUCGGCAUCGGCCCCAACUGCUCUCUGGAAGGUUUCGAUGUCACAUGCAACCACUCGAAGCCUUACAUAGGUAGCAGCAACAUCGAGCUAAUCGAUGUGGACUUGCCACAAGGCCUCGCGCAUGUCUACAGCAACAUCAGCCGAGUGUGCUGCAACAACAGCACCAGCAACUUCACCUAUUGGGGAAUGAACUUUACGGGCACAACCUUCAAGUUCUCCGACACUCGCAACAAAUUCACCACUAUUGGCUGCAACACCCUCGCCUACAUGGUAAGCUCCAGUGGACAGAGCUAUGCCAGUGGAUGCUUGGCGACGUGCAGCGGUACAAGCAGCAUCAUCGGUGGCUCCUGCAACGGCUUGGGCUACUGCCAGACUUCCAUUCCCAAGGGGUUUGUCUCCUAUAAGUCUGUCAUGGAUCCCAUGUUCCAUGUCUUCGGCGGCGCCGACCAGGUGUAUUGUUGCAGCUAUUCUUUCUUGGCAGAUGAGAAAUGGUACCAGUUCAAUCCCUCUGAUAUCAUAUCGUUGGAUUUCUACAAGAGAAAUCAGAAUGGGGUGCCUGUGGCGCUGGACUGGGCAGUAGGAAGCACGAGCUGUGAGAAAGCCAAGCUUAACACCACUUCUUACCUUUGUCUUUGCGACCACAGCCACUGCAUCAACACUGCCAACGGCCCUGGAUACAUUUGCAACUGUUCAAGGGGCUUUGGAGGCAAUCCCUAUCUCCCCAGUGGAUGCCAAGAUAUAAACGAGUGUGAGUUUCCGGAGCAGCAUCCAUGCUAUGGAACCUGUCUUAAUUCCCUUGGGAGCUACACUUGCAACUGUCCAGAAGGCACCCAUGGAAAUGCUCUAAUAGAAGCAGGCUGCAUCAGAGAUAAGUCCCUUUUUGGCGUAAUUGUUGAGACGGUUGGAACUGUUGGAGUAUGCCUUCUUUUUCUUCUUCAAUCUAUUGUUCUGAUUUGCAUAAAACUGGAGGAAAGAAAUGUCAAAAGAAGAAAGAAAAAGUUCUUUCGGAGAAACCGGGGUUUGUUGUUACAACAGCUCGUCUCUUUUGAUGAAACACUUGUUGAGAGGAUGAAAAUCUUCACACUAGAAGAGAUGGAGAAGGCGACCAACAAUUUUGAUCGCACCCGUAUUGUUGGUAAAGGAGGCCAUGGCACUGUUUAUAAAGGAAUUCUAUCAGACCAACGGGUCGUUGCUAUCAAAAAGUCAAAGAUAGCAAAUCAGAUUGAGUUAGAUCAAUUUAUAAAUGAGAUGGUUAUUCUCUCUCAAGUCAACCAUAGAAAUGUGGUUAAGCUCUUUGGAUGUUGCCUAGAAUCCAAAGUCCCCUUGUUAGUAUAUGAAUUUAUCUCUGGUGGAACUCUUUUCAACCAUCUCCAUGAUAGUCAACAAUUUGCUCCACUAUCAUUGAAAGAUCGUCUAAGGAUUGCUGCUGAAACAGCAAGUGCACUGUCCUAUCUACACUCUGAAGCUUCAAUUUCAAUUUUCCACAGAGAUGUCAAGUCAUCUAACAUACUACUUGAUGAAAGCUAUACUGCAAAGGUAUCAGAUUUUGGUGCUUCAAGGUCUAUUCCUCUCCAUCGGACAUGUGUAACCACAACUGUUCAAGGAACAUAUGGUUACUUGGAUCCUGAGUACCACCAAAUAGGCCAACUAACAGACAAAAGUGAUGUUUAUAGCUUUGGAGUCAUUCUCUUGGAGUUGCUAACCGGGAAGGAUCCAAUUCUUACAGUAGAGAGAACUCUAACUUUGGAUUUCAUUUGUUCUUCAAGGGAGAAUCAUCUCUUUGACAUUUUAGACCCCCACAUUAUAGAAGUGGGAGGAGAAGAAGAGAUUAAAACAAUUGCUACUCUUACUGAAUUGUGCCUGAGAUUGAAAGGGGAAGAGAGGCCAACAAUGAGGGAGCUGGAACAAAAACUUGACACCAUGCGAAGGUUAGGAGAAUCAAAGCAUGAUUUCGAUGUUUUACAAAAUGGUGGAAUGGCAGUAGACUUGCCAAGCAAGGUACCAGUUAAAGGCAGCGCUAGUGGUACAACCAAGCAGUACAGUCUAGAGAAAGAGCUCAUGUUGUCACUAGCAGAACAACCAAGAUGAUUUCACAGGGGUAGGGAGCAAUAUAAAUGAAUGAUUUGUUGGAUAUUAAACCGAAGUUAGUAGUCACCUCAAUUGAGUCAACCUGCAUGGUAUUCUACAAGGUAUGCUAUGCGGUAUAGUCAAAGAGUCAACAAGUUAAUAGUGUACGUCAAGCAUCAUGGCAAGUAAAGAGUCACAUGAGUUGAAUAGUCAUGAACAAUUUAAUGCUAGUGUUCAUGAUGCAUCUUUAGGUUCCCAAGGGGUGUCUUUUAGAAUUAUAUGUAAGUCUUAAUAGCAGUCCCUUAGAUACUCCAGUACAUUUAUGUAAGGAAUAUAUCAAGAGUUAUUAUGUAACCAUAUAAAGGCAUGUAAUGGUUCAUCCUGUAAGAAAGUCAGAAGAAUUAAUGAAAUGAAGUAAUAUUGGAGGGUUAUACUCCAUCUACCC